UACGAAAGGAGGUGUGGUUCAUCUCUUGUUAUUUGAGAGCACAGCACAGCCCAGACCAAGGCAAGGUCUUCUCCUGCAGCUCUGAGAGGCAGGCAAGGCUCAAGAAACCACAACUUCGCAAAUUCUUCCAGAAGGACACCAGAGCCCCACUGUCUUCUGAUUAAAGAAGGGGGUACGCCAAGGUUGGGUUUCAGCACUGUGGACAGCAGAUCCUGGUGACCAGAGGACCACAGUCAGACUCUGAAACAGCUCUGCACGUUGUAGAACGUUGACACUCUGCCAGACUUAUUGCACAGGUCAUCUUCAGCCAGGAGGUCCAUCAUGUCCAUCUCUGUGCCCACCAGUGGCUGUGUUCGCCUGGUCUUCCUGGGAGCUGCUGGGGUCGGUAAGACUUCCCUGAUCGAGCGCUUCCUCUACGACCGAUUUGAUGCUCGGCACCGGCGGACGGUGGAGGAGAUCCACAGCUUCGACCCCGAGCCAGAGGUCCUCCAGCUUCGCAUUGAGAUCACGGACACCAGUGGCAGCUACUCUUUCCCGGCCAUGCGCAAGCUGAGGAUCCAGCAAGGAGAUGCCUUCGUCCUGGUCUUCUCACUCAAUAACCCAGACACUUUCCAGGAGGUGGAGACCCUGAGGGAAGAGAUCCUGAGGGUCAAGGGGGAACCCGAUGUCCCCAUAGUAGUGGUGGGAAACCAGACAGACCUGUUCCCUGGGGUGGAAGCUGGGUCUGGCCAGCUCAUGGCUCUCCACGCUGCGGCCACUGCUGAGCUGGAGUGGGAGAGUGGCUAUGUGGAGACCUCAGCCAAAGCCAACCAUAGAGUGGAGGAGGUGUUUGAGGAGCUACUCCGCAGAGUGAACAUGCCCUGUCUGCUGAGUCCAGCUCUGGAGAGGCGCAGAGCCAGUGCACAGCCAGAGCCCAGGAGAAGACAACCACGCAGGAAGCAGGACAAGUGCUCCAUAUCAUAGAGGGGACCUCUAAACACUGCCAGACUGCCAUAUCAUAGAGAGAACUUCUGAAAACUGCCAGACUGACAAUGGUUUAUCAGUGAGAGUCCACAGACAGACUCUAACAGUGCAAGAGCUACUGGGCAAGCAAGGGGCUGUUGCCAUUGAGAAGUGAGUGUCUGGACAGCUUUCCAGGUGAAGAAUGUAUUUAGAAAGCUAAAUAAGAACAAAAUGAAUUUAACUGUCUACAUCCUAACUUGGCACAAGUACCCUGAGAGCAGAGUAUAAUUGAACUGCCCCUGUCUGCUCAGAGGACAUUGAAAUUGCUUCAGAGACUUGUGUAAGGUAACUUGACAUUCCAUUCAUGGAACCUUCAUUGGUCAUUUCAGGCCAAGCAACAAUGAGACAUUCCCUUAUGGAAAGGAGGACCUCACCCUCUAGUCUAGUCAUCUAGAGGAAAAUAUUUGCUUAAUGUGAGCAGGGUAUAUGCUGAGUAUUUUAAAGAUAUUUUUUAGACCUGGUUCUAUGAACUGUGUGGUUCCCAGUGCCUGUUUUUUUACAAUGUUUUUUUUUUUUCUGCCUUCAUCUGGGCAGUAAAUGUCAGGGGUUAAGCUAUAGACAGAAUUCUGUUUGGGUGAAAAAAAUAUAUUUCAGAUGAAUAAUAAUUGCACAUUAUCACUCAUAUACAAUAUCUGUACUUUGAUGUGUUCAAAUAAAGACAAUCGAAUCACA
Pelobates fuscus (common spadefoot toad) is the source of this 1674-nucleotide messenger RNA. RefSeq names its product ras-related protein Rap-2c-like. The record is from RefSeq and is a predicted model, not a curated record. The transcript has a single exon. Bases 322 to 963 code for a protein of 213 amino acids. Gene Ontology annotation, molecular function: GTP binding; GTPase activity. NCBI's taxonomy places the organism in Eukaryota, Metazoa, Chordata, Amphibia, Anura, Pelobatidae.